Molecule: messenger RNA, 1618 nt
Organism: Antechinus flavipes (yellow-footed antechinus)
Lineage: Eukaryota; Metazoa; Chordata; Mammalia; Dasyuromorphia; Dasyuridae
Gene: HOGA1
Product: 4-hydroxy-2-oxoglutarate aldolase 1
Exons: 7
Coding region: 414-1406 (330 amino acids)
Biological process (GO): N-acetylneuraminate catabolic process
Molecular function (GO): N-acetylneuraminate lyase activity; 4-hydroxy-tetrahydrodipicolinate synthase activity
Source: RefSeq, a predicted model, not a curated record
GUGGGGGUCGUGCCCCAGAAUCUCAGGGUCUCCUGCAGGCAGCCCCGGGGCAGCGGAACUUGUCUGGCUCCCAGACCGCAGCCCCGGAGGGGAGGGGGAAGCAGCGAGAUGUUCGCAGAGGUCUGCGCCCAGAGAGGCGGGGGUCUGGGUUUGAAGCCCAGCCUGGCAGCCGUUUUGCUGUUUGCUGCUCCAUAAAAUGACCGAGUCGGGCUAAGAGAUCUCCAAGUUCGCUCCCAGCUUUCUCCCGUAGAUCGCCCUCGGCCAAAGCUUCCCUCCUGCCUCUGUGGACCCUGGGGUCAGGGGGGGCCGCAGCAAAUUUUUAACUAGAACCAUUGAUUAUUAACAAGAGGAGAAAGCCCAGGCUUGCCUCCUGGGCAAGGGCAGAGAGCGGCCAAGUCUGCUUCCGAGGGAUUAUGCUGGCACCCCGAGUCUGGUCCUCUGUGAGGCUGGGGGCAAGGGGGCUGGGCGGAUGCCUGGCGCGGGGCCUGACGGGCUGGGCCUCCGCAGAGGGCAGGAAGGUGGACAUCGGGGGCAUCUACCCUCCGGUGACCACCCCCUUCACGGCCACCGCGGAGGUGGACUAUGGGAAGCUGGAGGAGAACCUGUACAAACUUGGCACCAUCCCCUUCAGAGGCUUUGUGGUGCAGGGGUCCAAUGGUGAGUUCCCCUUCCUGACAAGCAUUGAGCGGCUGGAGGUGGUGAGCCGAAUUCGACAGGUGAUGCCCAAGGACAAGCUCUUACUAGCUGGCUCAGGCUGCGAGUCCACUCAAGCCACCGUAGAGAUGACUGUCAGCAUGGCCCAGGUUGGAGCUGAUGCUGCUCUGGUGGUAACCCCGUGCUACUACCGAGGCAGGAUGACCAGUGCAGCCCUGAUCCACCACUACACCAAGGUGGCUGAUCUGUCCCCCAUCCCGAUAGUGCUGUAUAAUGUCCCAGCCAACACAGGACUAGAUCUGCCUGUGGAGGCUGUGGUCACCUUAUCUCAGCACCCGAACAUCGUGGGCAUUAAGGAGAGCGGAGGAGAUGUCACGCGAAUGGGCUUGAUCAUUCACAAAACCAAGAAGCAGGAUUUUCAGGUGUUGGCAGGAUCUGCUGGCUUCCUGUUAGCCAGUUAUGCUAUAGGAGCCGUCGGGGGUAUUUGUGCUUUGGCCAAUGUCUUGGGAGCGCAAGUGUGUCAGCUGGAGCGGCUCUGCCUCACUGGGCAAUGGGAAGAUGCCCAGAUUUUGCAGCAUCGCCUCAUUGAACCCAACGCUGCGGUCACCCGACGCUUUGGGAUCCCGGGCCUGAAGAAAACCAUGGACUGGUUUGGCUACUAUGGAGGGCCUUGUCGUGCCCCACUGCGGGAACUGAGCCCUGAGGAGGAGGAGAACCUGCGCUUGGAUUUCACCUCCAAUGGCUGGCUGUGAUGGCCAGGUCUCUAGCUGGCCUCUACCUCCUACACCCAUAGCUUUAAGGAUCCGGUGGAGGUCAGGGGGAGAUCCGGCACUGUUACCCUGUGCCCAUUCUUUCCCAUCCAACCUCAGUUUUCCCAGCUGUAAUAUGGGGACAGAAAUCACCUACCUCACAGGGGUGUUGUGAGGGUCAGAUAUUACAAAAAGCAGCUUCACAAAUUUUGAAA